UAUAAAAUCUGGAUUGGAUUUUAGGAGAGGGAAAAUAAAAAGCGAGUAAGAGAGAGAGAAUUAGAGAUGUCAGGGAAACACGGGAAUGGAAUAUUAACUGUACUUAUACUGCUCGCGUUGCAGUUGCAGGUACUGAUCGUCGGAGGUGAUUACAUCCCGCCGGCCAAACCAGACGGUUUCGUUUACAAGAAUCGUCACUUCGAUUACGAUACAAUUCAGAUUGAAGCUUUCUACGAUCCUUUGUGCCCUGACAGCGCUGAUUCAUGGCCACCUCUCAAACAAGCUCUCGAUCACUACGCCUCCCGUGUUUACCUCCUUGUUCAUCUUCUUCCUUUACCAUACCACGAUAAUGCUUAUGUUGCGUCGCGUGCUUUGCAUAUAGUGAAUGGUUUGAAUGGAUCUGCUACUUUUCCAGUGCUGGAGUCGUUCUUUAAAUAUCAGGAGAAAUUCUACAAUGCUCCAACACGUAACAUAUCUCGAGCUUCUAUUGUAGAUGAAAUAGUGAAGUUUGUAACACCUGUAGCUGGGAACUCUUAUCAGACUUCUAUUAAGAAUGGCUUCAAUGACACAAACACAGAUCUCCAGACCAGGGUUUCUUUUAAGUAUGCUACUUCGAGAGGGGUGUCUGGAACACCGUUUUUCUAUGUAAAUGGAUUUGUGUUGCCUGAUGCAGGAAGUGCUCUUAACUACACCAAUUGGAGGAAUGUUAUUGACCCAUUGAUUGGUGCAAAGAAAAGUAUCUAAGAUGAAGAAUCUCUUCACUGCUUGUUGUAAACGUUGCAGGAUUAUGAAGCUCAGUUGUAUUGUAUUAGCACUUCAUUGGUGAAAGAAUCAAAACACUGUAUAUUCUGAGCAAUAGGUGUGAACCAAGAAUUCAAUAAUGGAAUCAGAGUUAUAAAUAAUUAAAUACA
Vicia villosa (hairy vetch) is the source of this 911-nucleotide messenger RNA. RefSeq lists its product as uncharacterized. Lineage: Eukaryota; Viridiplantae; Streptophyta; Magnoliopsida; Fabales; Fabaceae. The coding region runs from base 67 to 744 and encodes 225 amino acids. The record is from RefSeq and is a predicted model, not a curated record. The transcript is spliced from 4 exons.